Molecule: messenger RNA, 603 nt
Organism: Octodon degus (degu)
Lineage: Eukaryota; Metazoa; Chordata; Mammalia; Rodentia; Octodontidae
Product: myosin regulatory light polypeptide 9-like
Exons: 1
Coding region: 1-531 (176 amino acids)
Biological process (GO): myofibril assembly; platelet aggregation
Cellular component (GO): myofibril; stress fiber; cytoplasm
Molecular function (GO): calcium ion binding
Source: RefSeq, a predicted model, not a curated record
AUGUCUAGCAAGCGAGCCAAGGCCAAGACCAAGACCACCAAGAAGUGGCCCCAGUGGGCUAUAUCCAGUGUCACAGUGUUUGACCAGUCCCAGAUCCAGGAGUUUAAGGAGGUAUUCAAUAUGAUUGACCAGAACAGAGAUGGCUUCAUUGACAAGGAGGAACUGCAUGACAUGACAUGCUGGCCUCACUGGAGAGGCCAGGUAUUCAUGGAUGAAUACCUGGAGGGCAUGAUGCAUGAAGUCCCAGGGUCCAUCAACUUCACCAUGUUCCUCACCAUGUCUGGGGCAAAGCUGAAUGGCACAGACCCCAAGAACAUGAACCAUAACGCCUUCACCUGCUUCCAUGAGGAGGCGUCAAGCUUUAUCCAUGAGGACCACCUACAAGAGCUGCUCACCACCAUGGGUGACCAAUUCACAGAUGAGGAAGUGGACGAGAUGUGCCAGGAGGCACCCAUUGACAAGAAAGGCAACUUCAGCUAUGUGGAGUUCGCCUGCAUCCCCAAACAUGGCACCAAGGAUGAAGAGGACUAGGCUUCCCAGCUCCCAGUGCCUGGCUCCACCCCAUCGUUGCUCCCCAUGCACUCAUCUUGAUCAGCUCCAUGU